AAAGCAUACACAAAACCAUGGCAGAAACGAAAAUCACAACGAUGGAGAUUAAGGUGGUUGACCUAGGAUGCGAAAAAUGCCACAAGAAAAUCAAGAAAGUACUGUGUGCUAUCCCUCAAAUCCAGAACCAGAUAUAUGACAAGAAGGCAAACAAAGUGACAAUCACUGUGGUGUGUUGCUGUCCUGAAAAGAUCAAGAAAGAAAUAUACUGCAAAGGAGGUAAAGCUGUCAAGUGCAUUGAGAUUCCACCUCCAACUCCACCUCCAUCUCCACCUCGUUGUCAAUGUCCACCACCACCAACCCCACCAUGCACAUGUUGUGGAAAAUGCCGCCGAGGCCCAUGUUGUUUUCACUUUUGUAUGCUAACAGUACCUCCAUAUUGUUAUGUACCUUGUAGAAUGUCAGUGUGUGAUGUAUGGGGAGAUGGUUGUUGUAGUUGCCGAAGGGUUACUAUGUGUGCAGAAGUGCAUAUGUUUGUGAAGAGUACUAUACCUCGGCGCCAUGCACAAUCAUGUAAAGGGAAAUCAAGUUCAGAAGACCGAUGGUUUGAGUCAACGUCCAGCAUCAACCGUUGGAUUCAAAUCCAGUGGUCAUGAUGGGCCUUCGUGCUGUUGUGUUCAUAAUAUCAUUCCUUUUGUGCUGCUGCUGUUGUUUUGACCUCUUUCAUCCAAAUGAUGCACGACUUUGUGCCUAGCUAGUAUUUCAAGUCAAUGGUCACAGUUUUCCAUUGUUAAAUGGCUUGUUAUAUGUUUGGUCAGCAAAUAUGGGAGGCUUGACUACCUAGUCUUUGUUUUUUAUGCUCUCUUAUCUUUGUACAGUCCCUUUGCAUGUUUUCUUCCAAAUUGCUAUUAUUUGUUUCAAAAAA
This is a messenger RNA of Populus euphratica (Euphrates poplar), 865 nucleotides long. Its product is annotated as sperm mitochondrial-associated cysteine-rich protein-like. The transcript is spliced from 4 exons. Gene Ontology annotation, molecular function: metal ion binding. Bases 18 to 596 code for a protein of 192 amino acids. Lineage: Eukaryota; Viridiplantae; Streptophyta; Magnoliopsida; Malpighiales; Salicaceae. The record is from RefSeq and is a predicted model, not a curated record.